Molecule: messenger RNA, 3728 nt
Organism: Nasonia vitripennis (jewel wasp)
Lineage: Eukaryota; Metazoa; Arthropoda; Insecta; Hymenoptera; Pteromalidae
Product: probable serine/threonine-protein kinase nek3
Exons: 3
Coding region: 429-3038 (869 amino acids)
Source: RefSeq, a predicted model, not a curated record
GCAACGCGUAUAUUUUGCAGCUCACCUCUCUCCGGAGCCGCAAAUCAUUCGCACGUGUCCAAUCGCAGAAGAUUCAUCCCUCGCCGAAAUCACGCAUCGUAAUGAGCACACACAUCGAUCCUUAAAAAAAGAAGAAUCUCCGAGAGACGUGAGCAGCGCGAGACCAUAAUUUCCACACAGUCGGCCAGCUGAGCGUCGCGCAGGUGAAAACGAAAAUUGAAGCUACAAAUACGGCAACGGCCUGCAGAGAGUAGCGGGCGCAGAACCUCGCGCUUGCAUUUGCAUUACGGCAGAAGAUGAUGUUCCUGAAAGCCGAGACCUGUCUGCAACCUUCGGACAACACGUGCAGAGUGCGACGAGUAUAGCUUGCUUACGUCUGCCUGUUGGCCUUCAUAGGCCUGGGCAGUUCUUCGGAGAUUGAGAAAGUGAUGCCGUCACGAUUCGAGAUCGAGAGUUCGAUCAACAGGACGAUCGAGGAGGUAGAGAAGAUGAUCCAAGAUAACCCCAGCCUCCCGAAGCUCAGUCGAGCCGAUAUCGUCAACAUUUUGUACAACAUAACAGCCAAGGAUAUGCAUUCGAUAGAAGACGAAGCUCUGGAAGCCCUCGAAAAAACUCGGGCGGAUUAUCAGAGAGCACUGAUGGUGGUGCUCCCAUACAAAGUCAAAGACUCUGGAGAAAAUUUGGACGAAUUAUACACGAAGCCACCUAUGGUUCAAAUGGUCGCAGACGAAGCUUCGGAUCCGAAGAAAGAUUCUAGAAUUGAGACUGUUUACAACCCAAGUCUUUUUACGCAAAGCAAUGCUCAGCAAUCCGAGAAUCUCAUUGAGAAUAAGCACCAACUGGUCACGGCUCACAUGAGGUUCGGAGACUCUAAGAAAUCAAAAAUAGACGAAAAUAAGAAUUUGAAGAGCUUUAGUCAAGUGACCACAACGACAGCUAAAACUUUGACUAAUGAAAAAUCGGAGUUUGAACCGCAGAAGUUUACUUUCAACUUGGAGGCCCUCGACCAAAGAGCGGAAGCCUCUCACACGUCGAUUGCAACCAAGCGACCAAUCUACAAAGGCACUUUUUCGCGAUAUAGGACCAGUACGCAAAAACCGCCUAAACUAGAAGUUAUUUACAGUACGACAUCAAAAACAACACCGAGAACAACGACGACGACAGAAGCUCAGACGGAAACAACGACUGUACUGAAUAAGUCUACGCAGAAUAUCUUGUCGUCGGAUCAGUGGCAAUACUAUGCUCCGCCGACCACGACGACAUCGAGAACGUUGAAACCCGAUGAUUCACCGUGGAAGCCAAUGUUGCCUUCGAAAGGCUUCUUCCUUCCGACAGUUUCAUCCGACGAAUCCGAUGAGCCUAAUUUCUCUAUUUUGAAAAUGGAAGAUUUUGAAAAGGUCAUGCAAACCACGACAACGGCUAGACCUUCGCCAAUUUUCGUAACACCCAGUGUCACCACACAUCAAAAGAAAGUGCAGUCUAGCAUUGAAAAUACAGGCGAAGGUUUUAAAUUAAGAACCACAACUUCUUCCACCGUCCCUCCAGCACCGAUGCGAGAGGAAGUGGAACAGCUACUGAAAUCCAUAGGCUUGCAACCAAUAAAACCAGCUAAACCGCAAAACGAUUUUAAACUUGACCAAAACAGCCUUGAUGCAUUAUUGAAAGCUAAUUUCGAUAACGCCAAAAUCAAGAGCACUAAAUUCCAAACAGUAAAAACUGACGUACUUACGCCGAUAAAGGACAACUCGUUCAAAGCUCCUACAUCAAGUAUCAAGGAUCGGGUAAAGAACCUAUCACCUGAGAUACAAUUGUUGUUCCAGCAGUUUGGACUGCAAGUACCAGGAUCAGUGGGUAUACCAACGACAACGACAACUACAACGACCACUCCUAGGCCAACGAUUCCGACCAGCGUCAAUUCCUACACUCAUUUCAAACCCCUGCCUACUGCUCCAGUCAAGGACAGGGAUUUUCGAAAUUUCUUAGCGAGGUUCGGAUUGGGAACUGGAGAAAAUCGUAAUCAAAAAGCCAUGCAACCCAAGCAAGUUACCAAGAGACCGUCUCUGAUUGAGGCAGUGCCUGAAAACAUGAAGAAAAUUUUGGAAAACAUAGGUUUGAUCAGAAAAGCGCCAAAAGUGGAGGUGGACUUUGAACCCAACUUCGAAAUUCAAACGCAACCUCCAAGUUUCGUAGAGCUAACCACAACACCAUUGAACGAGCAUAUUUUCAAACCCUAUGAGAUAGAGGUUAACGAUAAGGAGCAGAACGAAAAAAUCAAGAACCUACUCAACACCGUUAGGAUGGUUCAAGAAGGCAAAGCCAACGUACAGGACGUUCAGAGAGUAGCUCACAACCUUCUUCAGAGCACGAAAUCUCUGGCGAGUGGACCUGACCCACUUAAAUUGGAAGAGAUCCUGAACAAUUACAGAGACAAUUUGAAAAACGAAGUCAAGAGGCAGGAGGAGCAAACCACAACCGUUGCUUCCCCGACAACGGAGGAGUUGGACGAAACGGCGCUAUCAUCCAUGGCGACAACCGAUUCUUCCGGUUCAUUUUCCGAGAUCUCGGAGUCGUCGACUUCAUCUGGCGUAGACUCCAAGCCAUCGAAGGCCGAUCAGUCAUCUUCGUCAUCGUCGACCGAUGAAAAGGCAGCCAAACCUUCUUUCUUCGACACCUUCGAUAUUAACGCAUAUCUCGACAAUAGUACCGACACUGCGAGUAGCACCGAGACUUUGUCAAGCUCAGGUUCCACUUCAAAACCUAGUGUCUUUGAUUCCAUCGAUGCGUACAUCAAAAUGACUGCAAGCGAGAAUGCCGCCAAAAACGCAAAUCCUAGCAUCAGCGAUCUCGAAGAAUCAUUCGGUGGCAGUACGCCCGAACCCGAUCCCGUAAUACCAACGAGACCGAAGACUGGACUCUACUUUUUAGUUGACUGGAACACGUUUUUGGAAGUAGGCGAGGAGGGCAAGGAGAAGGUCAAUCUGAGAUUCGCGCCAAAAGUCGGUGAUAGAACAAGAUUCAUACCAGUCAAAGUACCGUAGGAAUUUGAGUUUAAAAUUUUUGACGUUAUUUUUGUCUUUUCAUUGUUUUUAGAGAAUUUAUAUCUAAAUGUGAAAUUAUCGUUGACUUUUAUCCUUUUUUUCAUGCGGAUAAUAAUUUUCGUCGGUCAUUAUUAAAUAUUCUAGUUUUUGUUACCCAUUGCUACAAUCAAUGAUUACGCAUUGCUUUUUCAUCGUCCUAGUAAAAGUGAAAAUUCUUAAUAUGCGGUUGAACGUAAGAGUUAUUUAUGUAAUUAAAUUAUACUGCCAUACGCAUACAAGUAAACUUUAGGAUAACGUUUCCAUCAUGAUGCUUUUAAGUGGCGUGCAUUAUUAUACCUAUAAUAUUUUCUACAGAGUUUUAUAUUAUAACUCAUACAAGCCAAUUGUUUUGAGGCUCUUAUUCAAUCAAAUAUCAAAAUUUGUGUCUUAUAAGUUAAUAAUUAAAUGUGUUCGAUAAUUUAUAAUAUUGUAAAACUGGCCUCUCUCGCCAAGUAAGACCACAAGUAAUGUAUAAGGAUACGUGAUGAUUUUAUAGAUGUAGCCAAAAAUAUUAUUUAUAUCUAACCAACAAAAUUAAAAUUUAAGAAAAGUUUUGAAUAAUUUGUAAUAAUGAAUCUUUUAUACGAAAAAUAUUGUUAUACACGAUGAUUGUAAAUAAUAAUUUUAAUAAAGUUGAUGUAUUUAUCUAUG